AUGUUCUCUGUGAGCAGUAUCUCCAACACUUUCCUCCAGCUCUCCUCUGAGGGACCCCAGCCUGUGAAGGCACCCAGGAUCCUGUUAGUUUUAGUUUAAUUCAGUUUAGGUUUAAAAUAUACCCAUUAGUACAUCAGGACUAACCUUCCUGGAUUCAAACUCAAACACAUACACAAGAACAAACUCCUAACACGAUUAAAUCAGCAACUUCUUAAACAUAGUUUGUUUGUAUGUAUGUUUGUUUGUUUUUAGUCAGUUGUGGUCAUGGUUGUACCUGUAGGGUAGCAGCAGGAAAUACUCCACCACCGAGCGGAGCCAGGGGAAGAACCAGAACAUGUCCAGCAGGGCUGCCACACAGUCAGACAGGUAGCUAGUAGAGAGUGGCUGUGGUGUUGUGAAAGAUACAGUAUGACAGUGGAGCCGAGAAGGCCAGUCAGACGGUACAGGCGAGUACCUAGACAACAGAGAAAGACACGUAUUAAUACAAUCAUUAGUAACAAGGGUGAAAAUUGUUGAUUCAGCAUCAGACAACUAGAAGAAAAGUGUGUUUUUUAUUACUGAAAACAUAGGAAGGACAAUAUACUGUACUACUCUAUAGAUAGUAACAUCAAUAGUAUCUGCACAUCUUCUAUUAGUAACUUCCCCGGGGGCAGAAACAUCAAUAGUCCUUGCUGUAAAAGGCCAUCAUAGGCAGGUUUGGAUGGACUGUAGCCUAUAUUGUAAUAUGGAACAUAGUAGGUUGGAGAUGUAAAAUCAUGAGUCAUGGCCUACCUACCCAGUUCUGACUUCCAGGAUGUGGAUGGGGUUUGAACCUGUCACGGAAUCUGCCGAGGCUGCUCCUCCUCCUUGCUCGGGCAGGUUUCGGCGGUCGUCGUCCCCGGAGUACUAGCUACCACCGUUGUAUGUUUCUAUGUUCGUUUGCUUUUGUCUGAUUGUUGUACACCUGUGGUUAGUUAGCGUUGAUUAUGUGUCCUAUAAGUUCUCGUUUUGUUAGUCAUGUGUUGUGUGUUAUUGAGCUUCCUGUCUUCGUGUCUGUAUUGGUUUUCCCUCCUUGUGUUUUAGGAGAGGUUUUCGCACUUGUUGUGCGCGUUAGUAUUUUUCCUGUUCGUUUAUGCCUGUGUGCGUAUCGCUCGUCUCCGGGCACUUUUGCUCGUAUUGAUUCGCUAAAGACUGUUGAACGAAGCUUCUGUGUCCUGCGCCUGAUUCCCGCACCUUCCACAUACAGCACUCCUGACAGAAUAACACACCACGAUGGAAUCAGCAGGAGCAGCACUAGCAUCCGAGUCCCUGGAGGAGCGCGUCCGCGAGCAGAACGACCAGAUCAACCGCAUCGGGACCGCCCUUCAGUACGUAAUAAACACUCUGCACCGAUGGGAGAACAGAGGGGCACCCACAUCUCCCCCUACCUUGCCAUCACCAUCGGCCAGUCCGCCCAUCCAAGCUCCGGAACCCAGUGGGAUUCGGCUCUCGCUCCCGAGGGCGUAUGAUGGUACCGCUGCCGGGUGUCAGGGGUUCCUCCUGCAGGUGGAACUAUACCUGGCCACCGUACACCCGGUGCCCUCGGGACACGAGAGCGUUUCCGCCCUCAUCUCCUGUCUCACCGGCAAGGCGUUGGAGUGGGCCAACGCCGAAUGGAGGAGGAUAGACGCCGCCACGAUCACAUACGCAGAGUUCUCCCGCCGCUUCAGGGCUGUGUUCGACCAUCCACCUGAGGGGAAAGCGGCGGGGGAGCGUCUAUUCUACCUCCGGCAGGGGAGGAGGAGCGCCCAGGAAUUUGCACUGGAGUUCCGGACUCUAGCGGCUGACGCAGGGUGGAAUGAGCGGGCCCUCAUUGAUCAUUAUCGUUGUAGUCUUCGGGAGGACGUCCGUCGAGAGCUGGCCUGCAGGGAUACCAGUCUCACGUUCGACCAGUUGGUGGACAUGUCCAUCCGGCUGGACACCCUGCUGGCCACCCGCGGACGUUCCGAGUGGGGUUCGUCCAUUCCACCCUCCAGCACCUCCGAGCCGAGCCCUAUGGAGCUCGGGGGUGCUGGCGCUAGAGAGAAGAGGGGAAGGAGCACGAGGGGGGCCAUCCCCUGCACCAACUGUGGCCGUGGAGGACACACCGUGGCCAGGUGUUGGGGAGGGUCUCCUAGGGGAGAGGACGGCAGGCCCUGCACUGGGGAGUCCUUCCAGGUGAGUAGGUGUCCCACUUACCCAGAGCUCUCUGUUGUGCACUUCUGUAUACCUGUGCGAUUUCCACAGGUUGCACCUCGUUCCCAGCAUAAGGCGCUAGUAGAUUCAGGCGCAGCUGGGAAUUUUGUUGAUCGUAAAUUUUGUUUAGAAUUAGGGAUUCCCCUACUUCCUGUAGACAUCCCAUUUCCUGUUCAUGCCCUAGAUAGCCGUCCGUUGGGAUCGGGGUUGAUCAGGGAAGUCACAGCGCCACUUAGGAUGUGUACGCAGGGGGGUCAUGAGGAGACUAUCCAGCUAAAUCUUAUAGACUCUCCUGCGUAUCCGGUGGUGCUGGGAAUUCCCUGGUUGAGUACCCAUGAUCCUUCUAUUUCGUGGCAAGAGAGGGCUCUUAAGGAGUGGUCUGCCCAGUGUGAGAGGAGAUGUUUGGGUGUUUCCGUGGGGGCGACCUCGGUGGAGAGUCCAAACCAGGUGUCCUCACUGCGCAUUCCCACUGAGUAUGAGGAUUUGGCACUUGUGUUUAGUAAAUCGAGGGCGACGCGUUUGCCUCCUCAUAGACAGGGGGAUUGUGCGAUAGACCUCCAGGCAGGAGCAGCGCUUCCGCGGAGCCAUGUGUAUCCUCUGUCCCAAGAGGAGAAGAGGGCUAUGGAAACUUACAUAGCUGAAUCUCUAAGACAAGGAUACAUACGGCCCUCCACUUCUCCUGCGUCCUCGAGCUUCUUUUUUGUGAAGAAAAAGGAUGGAGGGUUGCGCCCGUGCAUAGAUUACCGUAGUCUCAAUCAGAUCACUGUGAAGUACAGUUAUCCACUCCCUCUGAUUGCGACUAUGACUGAGUCUUUGCACAGAGCCCGUUUCUUCACGAAACUGGAUCUCAGGAGCGCAUAUAACUUGGUGCGCAUUAGGGAGGGCGAUGAAUGGAAAACGGCAUUUAGUACCACCUCGGGUCAUUACGAGUAUCUUGUCAUGCCAUAUGGGUUGAUGAAUGCUCCUUCAGUCUUCCAAUCCUUCGUGGAUGAGAUUUUCAGGGACAUGCAGGGGCAGGGUGUGGUCGUGUACAUAGAUGACAUCCUGGUUUACUCGCCUACCCGAGACAAGCAUGUAGCCCUGGUGCGUCGUGUGUUGGGUAGGCUGUUGGAGCACGACCUGUAUGUCAAGGCAGAGAAAUGUCUGUUUUUCCAGGAGUCGGUCUCCUUUCUGGGUUAUCAGUUAUCCGCGUCAGGGGUGAAGAUGGAGGUUGACCGGGUGUCAGCCGUGCGUAAUUGGCAAACCCCAACCACCGUGAAAGAGGUGCAGCAGUUCUUGGGUUUUGCGAAUUACUACCGGAGGUUUAUCCGGGGUUUUGGACAGGUGGCAGCUCCCAUAACGUCUCUUCUGAAGGGGGGUCCGGUGCGAUUGCAGUGGUCAGCGGAGGCGGACAAGGCAUUUGGGAGACUGAAGGCCCUGUUUACCUCGGCUCCAGUGCUUGCGCAUCCGGAUCCCGCCUUACCAUUUCAGGUAGAGGUGGACGCGUCUGAGGCCGGUAUAGGGGCCGUGCUAUCACAACGGUCCGGCACGCCACCUAAACUCCGCCCCUGUGCUUUCUACUCUAAAAAGCUCAGCCCGGCGGAGCGUAAUUAUGACGUAGGAGACAGGGAGCUGUUAGCCGUGGUUCAAGCCCUAAAGGUGUGGAGACAUUGGCUUGAGGGGGCUCAACACCCUUUUCUCAUUUUGACUGACCACUGUAACCUGGAGUACAUUCGGGCAGCUAGGAGACUGAACCCUCGCCAGGCUCGGUGGAACAUGUUUCUAACCCGGUUUGUAUUUAAAAUCACGUACAUCCCUGGGUCCCAGAACGGUAAGGCAGACGCCCUGUCCCGGCGGUAUGACACAGAGGAUAGGUCCGUUGAGCCCACUUCCAUACUGCCGGAGUCUUGUCUAGUGGCACCGGUAGUGUGGGAGGUCGAUGCUGAAAUCGAGCGGGCGUUGCGUACCGACCCUAGCCCUCCACAGUGUCCGGUGGGUCGGACGUACGUUCCGCUCGAGGUUCGGGAUCGACUUAUUUAUUGGGCUCACACGUCACCCUCCUCUGGACAUCCAGGUAUUGGCCGGACUGUACAUUGCCUUAGCGCUAAGUACUGGUGGCCAACGUUAGCCAGGGAUGUGAGGGUUUAUGUCUCCUCCUGUUCGGUGUGCGCCCAGUGUAAGGCGCCCAGACAUCUGCCCAGGGGUAAGUUACAACCCCUGCCCGUUCCACAACGACCCUGGUCUCACCUCUCGGUGGACUUUGUUACAGACCUUCCCCCCUCUCAGGGGAAUACCACCGUACUGGUCGUUGUGAAAUCGGUUCUCUAAAGCCUGUCGUCUUCUCCCAAUGCCAGGUCUUCCCACUGCCUUGCAGACCGCUGAGGCACUAUUCACCCACGUCUUCCGGCAUUACGGGGUACCCGAGGAUAUAGUGUCUGAUCGAGGUCCCCAGUUCACCUCCCGAGUCUGGAGAGCGUUCAUGGAGCGCCUGGGGGUCUCGGUGAGCCUUACCUCGGGGUACCACCCGGAGAGUAAUGGGCAGGUAGAACGUGUGAACCAGGAUGUGGGUAGGUUUCUGAGGUCGUAUUGCCAGGGCCGGCCGGAGGAGUGGGCGAGGUAUAUUCCCUGGGCAGAGAUGGCCCAGAAUUCUCUUCGCCACUCCUCCACCAACCUAACCCCUUUCCAAUGUGUGUUAGGUUACCAGCCGGUUCUGGCACCGUGGCAUCAGAGCCAGAUCGAGGCCCCUGCGGUGGAUGAGUGGGUAGGGCGCUCGGAGGAGACGAUGAACGCUGCACACGUCCAUCUGCAGCGGGCCAUCCGUCGACAAAAAGCGAGCGCCGAUCUCCACCGCAGUGAGGGGCCGGUGUACGCACCUGGAGAUCGAGUCUGGCUCUCGACCAGAAACCUACCCCUCCGCCUGCCCUGCCGGAAGCUGGGUCGGCGGUUUGUAGGGCCCUUUAAAGUCCUGAGGAGAUUGAACGAGGUGUGUUACAGGUUACUACUACCUAUUGAGUAUAAGAAUAUUAACCCCUCGUUCCAUGUGUCUCUUCUCAGGCCGGUGGUAGCUGGUCCACUCCAGGAAGGUGAGAUAGCAGAGACUCCUCCGCCCCCAUUGGACAUCGAGGGGGCUCCGGCGUACACAGUUCGGUCCAUCUUGGAUUCGAGACGUCGGAUGGGGGGUCUCCAAUAUCUUGUGGAGUGGGAGGGGUACGGCCCGGAGGAGCGGUGCUGUGUGCCGAGGAGGGACAUCCUAGACCCGUCUCUCCUGACUGAGUUCCACCGUAGUCACCCUACGCGCCCUGCACCGCGUCCUCCUGGUCGUCCCCGAGGCCGGGGUCGGCGCACGGCUGGAGCCGCGCGUCAAGGGGGGGGUACUGUCACAGAAUCUGCCGAGGCUGCUCCUCCUCCUUGCUCGGGCAGGUUUCGGCGGUCGUCGUCCCCGGAGUACUAGCUACCACCGUUGUAUGUUUCUAUGUUCGUUUGCUUUUGUCUGAUUGUUGUACACCUGUGGUUAGUUAGCGUUGAUUAUGUGUCCUAUAAGUUCUCGUUUUGUUAGUCAUGUGUUGUGUGUUAUUGAGCUUCCUGUCUCCGUGUCUGUAUUGGUUUUCCCUCCUUGUGUUUUAGGAGAGGUUUUCGCACUUGUUGUGCGCGUUAGUAUUUUUCCUGUUCGUUUACGCCUGUGUGCGUAUCGCUCGUCUCCGGGCACUUUUGCUCGUAUUGAUUCACUAAAGACUGUUGAACGAAGCUUCUGUGUCCUGCGCCUGAUUCCUGCACCUUCCACAUACAGCACUCCUGACAGAACCUGCGAUGCUGUGACGCUGGCAGCGAUACUGAUGGGUAGAGGAGAGAUGGUGCUGCCAUAGAAAAUAGGGGAGGUGAUGACACAAGCUAUUAGGGUCUUGUGUCGGUCAGUUGUCUGCUCUCCCACACUGGAGACCAGAUGGACCCAGGCACCCACACCCAGCGGCAACACAAUCAAGUAGAAGAAACUGAAUGUGGCCAGGCCGAUCAGUGCCACCAUUCCGAAAUAGAUCCCUAUGGAAAUCUGACCAGCAAAUCUGGCAACGUUCACAGGUAGAGAUCUGGUCAUGGGUGUCUUUUCCUGCCUGUUAUCCCUCCUUCUGUCUCCCGGUUGGCUUCUCCCAUGUAUGCAGGGAUACGGAAGUACUCUCUGGUCCACACCCACUCCAAAGCCACCGAGGGUGAGCAUCCAGAGCAGGGUAUGAUGAAGGCCCAACGGUCCACCCAUGGCCCAUAAGACAGUCACUCUUUUGGCCAUGAUGAUAGAACUGAUAUGACCUCAGUGGAUCAAUGUUUGGACUAUAGAAGAAAAACAGUUUUCAUUGAAGAUGAGAGCCUGCAAUUCAUAAGCAAAAUUAGGAUUAUUUAUAUGAAAGAAGGUUAACUCAGUCACAGGCUGAAAGUAUUACGCAAAGACGAUGACAUUCAACAACAUACACAGCAUUCAGGGAAAUACAUACACGUUUUCAUUGAAGGAAAUAAAUAUAAAACACUAUGUAACUAUGGCUGCAAUUACACAGGCAGGCCAAUUCUGAUAUUUGUUUCCACUAAUUGGUCUUUUGACCACACUGUCCAAUUAGCAUGAAGCAUUGCUUGGACCAAUCAGCUCACAGCGACAUUUUAUUUGCCAAUCACAAUAUACCCUCGGGAAAUAUUUAACCAAUCAAUACCAUAUCUAUAUACUUUACCCCCACAAGGAGUCGCUAGUCCACGACUGUACUUGUCACAAAUGUAACUGUAAAUUCGAAUCUUGAAACAGAGAUGCAUUCAGUUCUCUUGAACGAUUGCUACGUUGCGGAACGGUUUGUAAUGAACAACACAUUUCUCCAAAACGUUCUUGUAGGUUCUUGAUACUUUGAGGUUCAUUUGCUCCCAUUUGGUGGGUGUGUCUUGAAGCAAUGAUUGACAUAUUUAAUAACCUUUUACUGCAGUGGGAUAAAUCAUACAGUGUUUCUUGGUAGUCUUAAAAAAAGAAGACCCCUGUACCAUGUCAGACAUAGAGUUGAAAUGUAUUCCAUUUUGAGUUUGCAUCCCAAUAUUACACUUUAUAUACAUCACAGAAGACUGAAUGGGUAAAAAAAAAUCAUGUUGAUUAAUUACGAAAUUAUGAAAAAUAUUAAUAACAUUCCACCCAUGAGCGCACUGGGUCAUUUGACUGCAGGAAAUGGCUACAGGGCAGUGGUCAUGCUGACAGCGUUCCCUAACCUGGCUACAAACCAACCCAACUCAACCCAACCCCACCCCGCUUUUCAACUGGUCAUUCCAUAGACUGUAAAAAUAAGGAUGAAGCCAUUGAUGAAUUCACCCCAUUGUUUCCUAUGAGAAUAAUCAGUGCCACAUUUGAUGAUCUGGAAGUGUCAAUUAUUUAUUUUUAUUUUUUUAUUUUGUGGGUCUGAGCCAGGGUGACGUCAUUGGUGUUUUUGGUGUAUGUAUGUAAAUGUUAAGUUGUCUGUUCUUUUUGUUUAUUGUCAAAGGAAGGGGAAGUGUUAUUUCAGCGUGUUGCCAUCUUCCCACAUGGAGGAGUUUUUGGAAACAUUCCAUGCGCAGUUUGAGCCACUCUAGGAAGUGACAUUGCAGGCUAGCUCAGUGCUGCCCCCUCUCAUGGAGUAUCUCAAAUUGAAGGCCGACCGGGGUACUGCAGGCUGCCAUUAGCAACACAGUUAUCCUUAUAACUUCGUCUGUGUGUGAUUUUAAAGUAAUCGGUUCAAGGACAUACAUCUGGUGAAAUAGAAGCAAUUAUAGGUACCAUGAUUGUGUUAGAAAUAAAAAAGUAUAUAUCCACGAAUAUUGACCACAAAGAUCCUGUUUUCUGGAAACAAUACCUUCAAUUUGAAAUCCACAAUAAACUGGGGCAGUCGUUCUCCCCUGGGUCGUUCAGUACAGCACGGUUUCCGUUCAAAAGAACGUGUCAGAACGUAAAAACGCACUGAACGCAGCCCAGGUGGCAAUACAUCUAACCACCACCACUCCUCCUGGAUCGUCUCCACCCCCUUGUUUAAAGCGCACUGAGGACAAUCGCUUGCUAGUGGAGUUUAAACGAAACCUGGUGCGCGACCGUACCAUUGUCGUUAGUUUGAGAAGUUUUGGACAAAUGUAGUUCGCUUGCCUCAAUGUUCUAACCGGAGAGAGAUGCUUUGUUGUUUUACUAUACUACCAUCCCGUCCCAGCGCUUUUAGCCACGUUUCAUCAAAUUUUAACCCCUGCGUUAUGGUUUCGUAGGAUGGAAGUAGACGACGUGUCGGUUAGAGAGCAACUUUUCCACAACAAAGUGCGAGAGACUUUUGUAAGUACGCUAAUGCUCUUUGUUUAUAAACCUCAAUGUACAUAGCAAAUCAUUUCAGCGAGAUAUUCAUCCGUGGUGCCUUGCUGAAGUGGCUGUAUUGUGUUUAGAAUCAUUUAUGAAAAAUGUAUGUUAGUCGCUCUGAAUAAGCGCGUCUGCUAAAUGACUAAAAUGUAAAAUGUAGAAAAGUUUGCAUGCAGUAGUAACUGGCAUGCUAAUGGUGAUGCUAACGUUUCUUCCUCUACGGAAGUUCUGUGAUGCAGUUAACUGUAAAUGACAACCCCCAUUCAAAGAACUGUAGCCUAUAUCUUAUUACAAGGGACUCUCUCUUUACAGCUGGUAGUGUGUGUGUGUGUGUGUGUGUGUGUGUAAUAAUAAUAAUAAUAUGCCAUUUAGCAGACGCUUUUAUCCAAAGCGACUUACAGUCAUGCGUGCAUACAUUUUUGUGUAUGGGUGGUCCCGGGGAUCGAACCCACUACCUUGGCGUUACAAGCGCCGUGCUCUACCAGCUGAGCUACAGAGGACCAUGUAUGUAUGUGUGUAGCUGGUCAUUAAUGUGGCAGAGACACAGAAGGGUGACCAAAGGAGCCUUUUCUUGCACCUAGGGCCCCCAUGCAUGCAUUCAUGGUCUGUCCCAAGGGCCCCCACAAAGGGGCCAUGUGCUUUAAUGUAUGGCCCUAUGUUUCUUCUCAUAAAGCCUUUGGAUGUAGGCUAUCAUGGAUGUGUUUAAUGAGAGCCAUACAUGACUUAUAGUUGUAUAGAUUCCAUUCAGUAUAUAAAACAUGUACUUUAAUUCAUGGCUAUAUGUAAUGAUUUUACUGGCUAUCAUAAGGUGAAUGCACCAAUUUGUAAGUCGCUCUGGAUAAGAGCGUCUGCUAAAUGACGUAAAUGAAAAUGUUGCCACCUGAUUCCACCACAUUGACUUCUGUGUGGGAUGUUACCAUGGGUUGUGUUCAGUAGGGCACACUGUAGCACACUGUAGCAAAAAGUUUCGCAACAUUAAAUGUAUAUGGGCAUUCUAUUUGGACAAGUUUAGGUGGUCCUCUGUUUCACUCAGUUUUAAAACAUUUUGUCCUUACAGAAUACAACACUGUACUGAUUGUACUGAACAGCUCCUGCUGAACUUCAGACCUGAUUAGUAUUGCUACAACAGGGCACAUGGAGAUGACCCUUAACCCCGCAAAACACAGCAGGUCUCAUGUAGACAUAGCUACAGCAGAGCACGCCUUGUUCCAUGAGCCAAAUAGAUAACAGCACUGUACUUUUCAGACCACAUCUAAUCUUAUGUUUUACGGUUUUAGUCUACAUUGCAUGCUGUAGGCCUAUUCUGUGAGUCAGAAAUGACAACAUUGCCAAACACCAAGACCCUCAUGAUGUGAAAUUGUAUUUCAGAAUCUAGACAUACUCCAUAUGUUACAGCACACUAUAAGGAGUAUAAUUAUACCAAGAUGUUGUGUGUAUCAUGUAUGGUUCACGGAUCAUAUGCUCUUACGGGUCCUUAAAAUUGCCACUUUAACCAUGAUAAAAAAAUAUAUAUGUUUGAUACAAAUGUAAAAAGCAUGUCAAACAUCCCCCCACCAAAGAAGUUUAAUAUGUGAGAAUUGCCAGAACAUUCUGAGAUGCCAAAAAUACUUUUGGGGUAUGCUGGUGUGGAAUCGCCCAAUAGGCUUAAUACUAAAAAGAUGCUUCAGUGCCCAAAGCGUAUCCUGACAUUGUCUCUUUCACCUAGGCCUAAUGCUUCUCAAGUACCCCAGCCUCUGCUUAACCCUUUAGCUAACAUACAGUCCUAAUCUUAUUUCUCCGCUGUUUGUUCUCUCACUCACACACAGUGUAAUCAUUUGACCUCUGGUCAUUAAAGGGGCUUUAGCCUUAGCUUAUCAUCAUUGAUCCUGAUACAAGCCCCUCUCAUCUUGCUACAUUGAAGAUGACUUGGUAGUUAAAGUUUCAGUAAUCUUGUGGCGUCAUCCUUCCAAAGUGUAUCAGUGAACAGAGACCAGAAGGUGUUCUGUCAGGCAUCAGUAUUGAUGUGUUAUUCAACUUCCUCUCGGUAAUUUGAAAUAUUAAGGACAUGCAGGCCUUUCCUGUUCCAUACCAUUUGUUGGUUGUUUUUGGCUGUUGCACAUCAAUUAGAUCUAUCCUCUUGUUCCACUUGUAAACCUAGCAUUGCACAAACUCCUCAAUGUGUUGGUGUGAAAGCUGGUUUGAAAGCGAGGUAGCGACAGCUUUUCUUUUUGUCUGCAAUUGCCUGCAUCUGUACAGAGAGGUUUUUUCCGGGAGCAUUUAAAAAAACGUUGCGCCAACUUUCUGCACCGCCUUCAAUACAAAAGCCCAUCCUUUGGCCGUUAAACCUAUUUGAAACCCUCUUGAAACUCCAGCUCCUUGUUCUCAAAUGCCUGGUCAACUGGGCAGUGCCUCCAACACAAGCUCAGGCAGCCAGCCACUGACUGUUAGAUACACUCAACUCCAGCUCCUCUGUCUAUUCUCAACAACCAGGUUCAUGUUAGGGCAGGAAGUGAGCAGUAGAACACCUUGCAUUCAGAACCAUGCUUCAGAAAGUGAAUUUAGAGUUAUUCAGGGCAUUUUAAGUUUGCUCAACUUUCCACCACCACCUUCCACAGAAGCUCAGCUUCCAGCUCCUUGUUUCUCCAGUUUUGGCACUGCCAGACAGAAGCAGAACUCAAAACAUGUUUUUCACCUUCAACGGCUGACUGGUCUCUUGGUCUGUCCCGUUCUCUGUCUGUUGGCUAUGUCUUUCUCCCCCUUGUGAUCCCCCUCCUACCUACCGGUACUUUCUCUUUGGGGGAUAUAGCAGGCUUAUUGCCAACACCGCACAUUGAAGGAUUUCCUUCACAGUUUGUUGGCUAAUUUUGAUGCUGCGCAUUUGUAGUGUCAUUGUUUGUUGCGACAUGCAUUUGACAUUUAGCAGUACCAGGCUAGCUCUAUACGUCACAAUUGGUAAGAAUUUCUCAACAAAUCUACAAAACCAUAGGCUACUUGGCCUACGCGCUAUUGAAGGAACAGUGAAUAGGAAUGAUUGUGUCACCAGCCAUGCCUGUAGAGAAGGCCUAGUUUUGUUACAUUCAGUUCAUGUUGGGAAAACAAAACAUUGUAGGCAGUCUCGGAUGUCUGUCCUGUUGGCUGAAAUCUAUUGUCCAAGCGCUAAAUUGUCACUGUUGGGGACAUAACCUAGCCUUACUGUCAGCCCAUCUAGGCUAUAGUGUGGGAUCUAUUCUCACUGCCUCAAUGACAAACAAUCCUGGAAUGGCAGCAAUUUUAGGAACUUCACUGUGGUUAGGGCCUAGUUGUUAACAAGGGUCUAUAUGGGUGAUAUAACCACUUGUUUUCCCCAAAUCUUAUUGUUACCAUCCUAUAAAGUGGGUCAGGGACACAGCCGGUCCCACCCAUGGAUUGGAGGAGGGGGAACCCCCUUUUGUCACUGUACCAUAUGUCCUCAUCUUCAAUUGUUAAAUGUACUUUGUAUGUCAGAAUAAUGUAGUGUCUAGGCAUUGAUAUAAGGGGGGUGCGUGUGCAGAAGCAUUUUCCUCUCCUUAAAUGUUAUUCUACAGUGAAGAACAGAACAAGAAGAAGUUAACCUUCUACUGCAGUGAAAUAAUGCCCUAGAAACUUGAUCAUAUGCAUUGAACAGAUAGGCCUACAAUUAAAUAAGAGGCCUGGAAUGCUAUCAUAUUUCAAUUGAUUGUCAAAGGUACCAUUUAUUCAGUUCACAAGGACAAGAUGUGCUUGGGUAAGCAUUAUUCAAUCUACAGGAAACAGUCUUUUGCCAGGCAGUGGUAGCCAUUUUGUCACGUUUCUGCCACUCUCUCAGGAGGAGGUGACUUUCUUUCACAACUAUUGUUCUCUGCUGUUGUUCUCACCUCAGGGUGAAAUCCUGAAUCCUGCCACCAUCAACUCGCCUCUCUUCCUCUGGUCUGGGGAGAGGAUGUUUGUCUAGGCCUAGCCUACACGUUGAUGUGUUUUAUGGGUGUCCUUGGUUGUCUCUUUAUAGUUCCAGUUAACUCCGGAUUUCCUCCAACCCCGAUGGUGAAACAUUUAUUCAUCUCUCACCACAUACUGUGAUUUUAGAGUUGAAGCACUGUGAAUGUAGUUGUGAACAGUUGACCACUGAUUCAGUUUCAAGAGGCAAAUUCUCAGAUUUUUACCCCAGACGACCAGGCCAGCAGAUAGCUAUUAGACUGUAUCCGAUUAAAUGGGAUUAAUCAUGUUCAGUUGGUCAAGGAGUCAGCUCUCUUACAGAAGACACUAUCCCUAGAUUCAUUGAGGCUGGCUGUAUGUUGACCCAAAUAGGGGUUUUAGGUCUGUCUAGUUGCACAUUUUUCCUUCCCGUCCUAAACUGAUCCCAGUCCCUCACUCUCACCCCGUUUCUCCCGCUCUCUUCAUCUGGCUAAACUGGUAUAUCUAAUCUGCAGAAUCCGUCUGUUUCUCUUGGCCUAGUCUUGCAUGUUACCAUCUCACUAUACAGGCUGGGUCAUGUCACUUAUGGAAUUUCAUUAAUUCAUUUUGGUUCCAAAACCCGGCACCAUUUAUAGUGGAUAGUAAUGCAUUGUGAUAGGGGGGAAAAAUCGUAGAUUGUUGUGACCUGAAAAGGUUUGCUUCAAAACAUUGAGACUGAGUGAGGCUUCCUGGGUCCAACCCACACAUCUUGACUAGAUAGCUAGUUACACAACUGUGCCAGUCAGAGUCAGGUUGUUGUGCUUUCUAUCUACCCUCCUCUGUUCUCUAGCCCCCGUUAUCCUGACCUGCCAGCUGGAUCCCUUCGUCUUCCUCCUUUGUUUUGCCACUCCUCAUCUUAGUCUCUACAUACCGAGGUUAUUAUAGUUGUGAUUUUCUUUAGUUUUUCUUCUAUUAGUUAAGAUUUUUUUAUCAGAUUUAUUUAGUUUAAGUUUGAUUAAAAAAACAUCUAUUUAGUUUUUAUAUUACUUAGUUUUAGGGGACAGAAAGUAGCCUAUGCGUGGGAGGCUAGGAGCCAUUUAUGUGUUGUAUACGUUUUUUGGGGGGGAGAUGUCACUUAUUGCCAUUGUUGGGGCAGUAUUGCAUAAAGUGAUGGGUCAGGUCAUAGAUUAGGUUUAAAGGCAGACUCAGCAGGAUGACAUAGAUGCACCAAGUAAACAGUAGUAGUGGGUCCAUUUCCACAACAACCAGGAGCGUUGAAGCACGAGGCUAAACUUCUCUGCUGUUUUGGUCCCGUAGCUACCACUUGUAGCACAUGCACAGUGACUGUGUGAGAGAAGUAUUGCAUUGCGCUCAUGUCAAUAUCUGCUGUGGUGCUUGUGGAAACGUCAUCUCGCUGAGUCUGACUUUAUCAUUUAAAGGUCAUCUCCAUGUGACCCGCCAGAUUCAGAAGCUUGAAAAUCCCAUUAGAAAGAGAGCUUGAAAACCCCAUUAGAUUUUUGCCCUAAAUUUAGAAUAAAUAAACUUAAAAUGUAACAUAAUUCAUGAUGGAUUUUAGUUUGUUUUGGAGUGUUUUUCAAACAGGUUUGUUAUUUUAUUUAAGUUUACCAAAUAGUUUUUUCUUUUAGUUGUCGUUUUAGUUUGCUAUAAUAACCUUGGUACAUUUCUAAAGUAUGUCUGUACACACCCCAAGGAUCCCCCAACCUUGUCAAGCUUCUCCGAUAAGCGCUUACACAGCAAUUCAUGUCAGCCAUAAUGAGUACAGCUCCUAGUGAUGAUGACCAACAUAACAUGGUCCUGUGUGGCUCAGUUGGUAGAGCCUGGUGCUUGCAACGCCAGGGUUGUGGGUUCGAUUCCCACGGGGGACCAGUAUGAAAAAGUAUACCCUCACUAUUUACUGUAAGUCGCUCUGGAUAAGAGCGUAGACCUGCUAAAUGACUAAAAUGUAAAUAACGAUGCUAAUCAACUGUCCGAGAGAUGGUCUGAUUUUAAAUUAAAGUUCCUAGGUGACUUGAUCUACUGUAUGUGCUCAUCUGAAGAUCUUAUCUAAACAUUUACCUGAUAUAUUACUUUUUAAACUGAGAUUGGGAUUAUGAUUGUUCUGUGUACCUUCUGCUGCAAUAUUUGAACUGAGCUGCAUAUUUCCCAAAGAAAACAAUCCUGGUAAUAUGCAAAGAUCUGUAUUAGCCUAAUCUUUUGGUCUUUGUUUAUUUCCUCUGUCAAGAUCUGUGUCCUCCUCUUCACCUGCCUCUACAUACUGUCCUACCUCAUCCUCACUCACUUCAAGAAGAGUGCAGACUAUAUCACCACCGGUGAGUAUGGAUGUCUGAUUGGCUGGCUCAAAUGACUUGAGGGAUUAUGUUAAACACAUCCAUCCAUCAAACUAAAAUGGAACAGUCCAUUAGAGGAAAAUGGAAGCUAUUGAAAAACCUCUAGAUUACUUUUGCUUUUUGGAAUGUUCAUGUAGUGUUAUUUUUUUGAAACCCCACACCUUCCCUUGUGUGCACAGCAGAAAUUGGACCUAUUGUUCAGACCUCUUAGACUGCGUUUACACAAGCAGCCCAAUUCUGAUUUAUAGAAUUGGUCUUCAGACCAGCUCUGAAAAAUAUCUGAUGUAAUUGGUCAAAAGACAAAUUAGUCUAAAAAAUAUCAGAAUUGGGCGCCUGUGUAAACACUGCCUUAGAAGUAGAUAUUGUAAAAGCAGUUCAUUGGAUUUUGAGUUAGGCUAUUGUAAGUGUUGGGCUGCUAGUAUACUAUACAUUGUUUUGCUCUAGGAUGUCCACAAGCCUCAAGACAUUUUACAUUUUACGUCAUUUAGCAGACGCUCUUAUCCAGAGCGACUUACAGUUUUUUAGUGAGUGCAUACAUUUUCAUACUGGCCCCCCGUGGGAAUCGAACCCACAACCCUGGCGUUGCAAAUGCCACGCUCUACCAACUGAGCUACUGGGGAGUCAUCUGAAGGCAGCCCGGUACCAGUUAAAAUAUGAAUGGAAUUAUAUAUGGAAGUAGUUUAUUCCCCCCAGAAAAAGGGUUAAAUAUGUGUAAAAUGUAUUUUAUAAAUAGUUUCCUGAUCUUUCUUAUCUCUCAGAUAUAGGACAGACACUUCAAAACAAACUUCCUUUAUAAUUUUGGGGGACUAUCUGUUAUUCAAUGCGUUUCUAUGGGCUAAUGGCAGUAAGGCCAAAUCAAUGUUUCAUAAAAUAAUUUUUUGGCAAAACGAAUUGCCUCCCUAUAUUACAUUUUUAGUCAUUUAGCAGACGCUCUUAUCCAGAGCGACUUACAGUUAGUGAAUAAUUGUUUUAAUUUUUUUAUUUUAUUUUUUAUACUGGCCCCCCGUGGGAAUCGAACCCACAACCCUGGCGUUGCAAACGCCAUGCUCUAUCAACUGAGCUACAUCCCUGCCGGCCAUUCCCUCCCCUACCCUGGACGACGCUGGGCCAAUUGUGCGCCGCCCAUGAGUCUCCCGGUCGCGGCCGGCUGCGACAGAGCCUGGAUUCGAACCAGGAUCUCUAGUGGCACAGUUAGUGCUGCGAUGCAGUGCCUUAGACCACUGCGCCACUCAGGAGAUAUUAAGAAGAAGAUGGAGAACAAGCAAUGAACGAAAAAUACUGAAGUUUUGGUGCAGGUACAUCCAACUACCACAAAAAUAAUAUUGUGAUAUUGUGAAAACGAUACGAUAUAUUGUCAAAAGUGACACAGCGGUCUAAGGCACUGCAGUGCUUGAGGCGUCACUACAGAUCUGGGUUCGAUCCCGGGCUUUGUUGCAGCCGGCCACGACUGGGAUGCGACGUACAAUUGGCCCAGAGUCGUCCGGGUUAGAGGAGGGUUUGGCCGGCCGGGAUGUCCUUGUCCCAUCGCGCUCUAGCGACUCCUGUGGCGGGCCGGGUGCAUGCACGCUGACACGGUCGCCAGUUGUAUGGUGUUUCCUCUGACACCUUGGUGCGGCUGACUUCCGGGUUAAGUGAGCAGUGUGUCAAGAAGCAGUGCGGCUUGGCAGGGUUGUGUUUCGGAGGACGAAUGGCUCUCGACCUUCACCUCUCCCGAGUACGUACGGGAGUUGCAGUGAUGGGAAAAGACUGUAACUACCAAUUGGAUAUCACGAAAUUGGUGAUAAAAGGGGGUAAAGAAAUAAAAUAAAACAAUUCUCAACAUGUGACUGUAUAGAUUCCCCCCCCCCCCCCACUACUACGUUAAUGUUUGUUUUGCACAUUUACCUACCAACCUGUACAUGUGGAGGUGUAGCAGCUAUCUAUCCAAGCCUACAGCUGUGGAACUUGGCCAGAAAACAGAACACACAGGGUCCUAUACUGCUGCAGGAGGUUGUUAUGGAAACACCUCAGGCUUGUGUGUCGUCAGCUGGGUGAGGGGUGGGAGCAAUGUUCCUUUUAAGAUAAACACGUACCCUGUCCUUUCCAAGUAUGACCAUUUUAUAAUUGAAUGUACAGUAUGUGCUCUCAAGUGAACACAAAAAGUGUGGAUGUGCAAAUGCAAUUGGUUAUGUGGGCCCCCGAGUGGCGCAGCGGUCUAAGGCACUGCAUCUCAGUGCUUGAGGCGUCACUACAGACCCGCUGGUUUGAUUCCAGGCUGUAUCACAACCGGCCGUGAUUGGGAGUCCCAUAGGGCGGCGCACAAUUGGCCCAGCGUCGUCCGUCAUUGUAAAUAAGAAUUUGUUCUUAACGAACUUGCCUAGUUAAAUAAAGGUAAAAUAAAAAAAAGUGUUUUAUGUAAUCACUCCAAUAAGGUGUGGUUAUAGAAAACAGCUGUAGCAGCUCAGCUCCAACGUAACAAGCCUGGCCUGGAUCUGGAUCCUUCUGGCAGAGGGUUGGUUGUUUGGAGGCGGACCAGCCCACUCAACCCAGCCAGUGUGUUAUUGGGGUUUUGGAAAGGCAGUCGGCUAAACCUGCUCUGCAUUAGCAAUACAGUGUUUUUGAAUACAAUGAAUGUCCUCGGCCUGCAGUCAACACCACCAGCAGAACAUUUGUGCCUCGCAGCUUAAUUGAAUAGCGGGGUGUUGAAGAUGGGGUCUGUGAAUCGAUUGGGAUGCUACUAACUGGUUUCUCUUACUCUCAGACCGUGUUCUUCCAAACUCUUCUCUUCCUCUUCUUGACCCAUACAGGCAUACCAGAGAUGCUUGUUCUUUGGACCUCUUGAACAUGGUGUAUUCUGCAUAUCUCCGUUGCUGAGGCCAACUCCUUAUUUCCACUCCGUCCGUUUCGAUCGGUGCUAUCGUAGUGUCUUACCGAUAUCGCUCUGUUUUUAGAAUAUCCCUCGUCCAAAAACUCUACCUCUCUUUACCUCUUCUUCUCCUCUCCUCUUCCUCUCCUCUACCUCCAGGCUCCAUCAACAUUCCUACCAUUUCACUUCUCUUAUCCGUCUGGGUAUUUGGUUUGGAGGCUUCUGUUUUCAAGGUUUCCUUCAGUUGCCAAGAUGCUCACAUUCCUUUAGUCAAUACUAGGUUGACUUACUGGCAUUUUGGUAUAACUGUGAAUCACUCACUUGUAUAUGUUUUUGCCAUUUUUCAGAUGACAUUGAAGAUGCGACCGUCAACAAAAUUGCGUAAGUAAAGAGCGCGCAAAUGAACAAACUGACCUAGUAGCAGUCUGCCACACGUUGACUCAGUCACUCUCACUCACUGGGAUCAAAGUGUCAGUGUGAGCAGAGCGUUUGAGCUAGUAUCUGAGUCAAUGUGACCAAAUGAGAUGACACGACCACUUGGCUGUAGUGUAGUUUUAUCAGUCUGUAAUAUCCUUCCUACCCUUUGUCAUACCAGUUGGCAUUAUGCUGUCCACUUCCCCUACCACGGAUCAACUACAGGAUCCAAACACACACGCACAUACCAAAAUACUUUAAUUGUCCAUUUCCAUGAAAAUUCCUUUAUACACAGUCACUCAAACUCUCUCUCCCCCUCCAGGCUGUGGCUGUGUACGUUCACCCUCUCCGUGGCAGUGUGUGCCGUGCUGCUUCUCCCCAUCUCCAUCCUGUCCAAUGAGGUGCUGCUCACCUUCCCUCACAGCUACUACAUGCAGUGGCUCAAUGGAUCACUCAUCCACGGUACUGUACCUUGUCUAUACCACAGCACUUAAUGUCUACACCAUAACAACACAUUCACUCAGUACUUCCAUAGCCUCAGAGACCCUUGCAUAGUUGCCUUUGGUUUUAUGGCUAAGGAAAAGGUGAGUCAUGUUAUCCUUUCACAGUAAUAAAACGUGAGCUCCACCAACCUGAAGUCAAACGGAAGUGGGCCCAACACGUUAGCUCUGGGUGUCAAUAACAAGGAGCACUGUUAACUCUAGUUUCUCUACCUCACUGAACCCUGUAGCUUAUUGCCAUAGAUCUCUACGGAUGUUAGAGUGGACUGGACUGUAUGCCUCCCAAAAGUUUGAUCCUAGACAGCUAGGCUGCGCCUCACUGUGGCUGAAUGUGGUAGUGUUAACAGUCAAACGUAGUGCACCUUUGGACCUGUUACUAAUAUGUGGUAAUAGAUUGUUAUAUCUAUUUGAUAGUGUUUCAUAACAUUCUAAUCAGAUGUCAUGUUAUGACCAGGUCUCUUGUCUUUCUUUUCAUCAGGCUUAUGGAACCUAGUGUUCCUGUUGUCCAACCUGUCCCUGAUCUUCCUCAUGCCCUUCGCCUACUUCUUCACCGAGUCGGAGGGCUUUGUGGGCUGUAAGAAGGGGGUGAUGGCGCGGGUGUAUGAGACGGCGGUGGUGCUGCUGCUGCUCACUCUGCUGGUGCUUGGCAUGGUGUGGGUGUUUGCGGCCCUGCUUAACAACACGGCCAGGGAGAGCCUCUACGGUGAGUUGAUCUUUGAGUUUGCUAUUCAUAUAAGCCAUUUUGCAACUGUUCGCAAAGGCCCUCUUUGAAGAUGGGUAUUUUGAAGAAUUGCUGUCCUUUAUUUUUGAGAACCAUAUAUCAAAUCCUUUCUCUGGUGACCUUUUGUCUCCCAUCUCAGACAUGUGGGAGUGUUACCUUCCGUACCUCUACUCUGCCAUUUCUCUGUUUGGAGUGCUCCUGCUCCUACGUAAGUAGCUGUCUAACUUGUGAUCAGUUGGUCAUGGCCAGAUAUUCAUGUGUAUAUUUUUUAUAUUAUAUUUGAGUAAUUUUAGCAGACACUCUUAUCCAUAGCGACUUACAGGAGCGAUUAGGGUUAAGGGCCUUGCUCAAGGGCACAUCGACAGAUUUUUGUACCUAGUUGGCUCGGGGAUACGAACCAGCGACCAUUCGGUUACUAGCCUAACGCUCUUAACCACUAGACUACCUGCCGCCCCACCACUUCCUGUCUCCCUGCAGUGUGCACUCCCUUCGGGCUGUCCCGCAUGUUCAGUGUCACUGGGAGCCUACUGGUCAAACCACGGGUGAGUGACAAUCCACAUACUGUACCUCCAUAUACAGACAAUAACAAAACACUAUAACAUUGUUAUAACCUAACGCUAUAACAUUGACAAUAACAUAACACUAUAAUAACUUAAUGACAUCCAUCCCCUGUGUUUCUUCAGCUAUUGGAGAAUGUGGAGGUGGAGAUGAACUGUGCUGCGUUCGAGGAGGCUUCGCUGUCCAGGAAACUCAACAGUGAGUUGGCCACCGUGGUCUAGAGUACACACACAGGAUGCUCACACUAUACCAUGCUAUUACAUCCUAGAGGUGUUGUUGUUUGUGUUGACCUUGCUCUGUUCCUUGUAGGGGGUAGCACGUCAUGCAGGAUCACUGUAAACGUGGAGCCUUUGAGGAUGCAGUUCCUCCGAGUCCAGGCCAAACGCAUCGCCCUCGGUAAGACCAUCAAGAUGUGUGUGUGUGUAUAUAUAUAUAAUACUACUGUGUUUUAUUACAUUCUGUAGGUAUGGACUGACUUAGGGCUGCAGCAUACAGGGGUCACUCUGGGGAUACUAGGGUUGGAUAAUAUUCAUUGGAAGAUUAUUGUAAAAGUCCAACAUUGUUUGAUCUCAUUCAGGCAUUAGGAGAAAAAAAAUCCAGGAAUAGCUUAACUGCUCACCGGGAGACAGGCCGCAUUGUCUACAAUGGUCCUCAGCUCGCCUCAUCUCUCUCUCUCCCUCCCUCCCUCCCAGAGAUGCGUAGGAGAGCGUCACCAUGGCAGCGGAACCUGUUCUACCCUCUGGCCAUGCUCCUGCUCCUAGUUCUAACGGUGGUGUGUGUGUUGAUGGUGUGUUUCCACGUUCUGGAGCUCCUCUUGGACGAGACGGCCAUGCCCAGAGGAAUGGAGGUGAGGACUACUAAGGGCUAGCAGGGAUUAUUAGCUUUUAUAGCAUCAAUUCUAGAUCUCGUGCUGUAAGUCUUCUAGGAGGGCUGGGCGAUAUGACCUAGAAAUCAUAUCUCGAUUAAUGAUUUUUUUCAUACGUAUGGGUGAUUCCUUCAAAUGAGUGGAUUUGGCUAUUUCAGCCAGACCCGUUGCUGACCGUUGUACAGCCAUGUAAUCUUCAUAGACAAACAUAGGCAGUAGAAUGUCCUUACUGAAGAGCUCAGUGGCUUUCAACGUGGCACUGUCAUAGGAUGCCACCUUUCCAACAAGUCAGUUCGUCAAAUUUCUGCCCUGCUAGAGCUGCCCAGUCAACUGUAAGUGCUGAAGCGUGCAGCGCGUAAUAAUGUUCUGUCCUCGGUUGCAACACUCACUACCGAGUUCCAAACUGCCUCUGGAAGCAACGUCAGCACAAGAACUGUUAGUCGGGAGCUUCAUGAAAUGGGUUCCAUGGCCGAGCAGCUGCACACAAGCCUAAGAUCACCAUGCGCAAUGCCAAGCGUCGGCUGCACUGGUGUAAAACUCGCCACCAUUGGACUUUGGAGCAGUGGAAACGCGUUCUCUGGAGUGAUGAAUCAUUCUUCACCAUCUGGCAGUCCGACGGACGAAUCUGGGUAUGGCGGAUAACAGGAGAACGCUACCUGCCCGACUGCAUAGUGCCAACUGUAAAGUUUGGUGGAGGAGGAAUAAUGGUCUGUGGCUGUUUUUCAUGGUUCGGGCUAGGCCCCUUAUUUCCAGUGAAGGGAAAUCUUAACGCUACAGCAUGCGUUGCCAUUCUAGACGAUUAUGUGCUUCCAACUUUGUGGCAACAGAAAUGGUUUGUCGAGAUCAGUGUGGAAGAACUUGACUGGCCUGCGCAGAGCCCUGACAACCCCAUCGAACACCUUUGGGAUGAAAUGGAAUGCCGACUGCGUGCCAGGCCUGAUCGGCCAACAUCAGUGCCCGACCUCACUAAUGCUCUUGUGGCUGAAUGGAAGCAAGUCCCAGCAGCAAUGUUCCAACAUCUAGUGGAAAGCCUUCCUAGAAGAGUGGAGGCUGUUAUAGCAACAAAGGGGGGACCAACUCCAUAUUAAUGCCCAUGAUUUUGGAAUGAGAUGUUCGAUGAGCAGGUGUCCUAAUACUUUUGGUUAUGUAGUGUAUGUUGAAUUCUAACGAUGUACACUACCGUUCAAAAGUUUGGGGUCACUUAGAAAUUUCCUUGUUUUCAAAAGAAAAGCAAUUUUUUUGUCCAUUUAAAAUAACAUCAAAUUGAUCAGAAAACAGUGUAGACAUUGUUAAUGUUGUAAAUGGCUAUUGUAGCUGGAAACGGCAGAUAUUUUUUUUGAAUAUCUACAUAGGCGUACAUUUAUAGCAAACAUCAGUCCUGUGUUCCAAUGGCACAUUGUGUUUGCUAAUCCAAGUUGAUCAUUUUAAAAGGCUAAUUGAUCAUUAGAAAACCCUUUUGCAAUUAUGUUAGUACAGCUGAAAACUGCUGUGCUGAUUUAAAGAAGCAAUAAAACUGGCCUUCUUGAGACUAGUUGAGUAUCUGGAGCAUCAGAAAUUGUGGGUUCGAUUACAGAAUCAAAAUGGCCAGAAACAAAGAACUUUCUUCUGAAACUCGUCAGUCUAUUCUUGUUCUGAGAACGGAAGGCUAUUCCAUGCGAGAAAUUGCCAAGAAAAUGAAGAUCUCGUACAACGCUGUGUACUACUCCCUUCACAGAACAGCUUAAACUGGCUCUAACCAGAAUAGAAAGAGGAGUGGGAGGCCCUGGUGCACAACUGAGCAAGAGGACACAUGCAUUAGUGUCUAGUUUGAUAAACAGACGCCUCAUAGGUCCUCAACUGGCAUCUUCAUUAAAUAGUACCCGCAAAACACCAGUCUCAACGUCAACAGUGAAGAGGCGACUCCGGGAUGCUGACCUUCUAGGCAGAGUUGCAAAGAAGUCCAGUGUCUGUGUUCUUUUGCCCAUUUUAAUCUUUUAUUUUUAUUGGCCAGUCUGAGCUAUGGCUUUUUCUUUGCAACUCUGCCUAGAAGGUCAGCAUCCCGUAGUCGCCUCUUCACUGUUGACGUUGAGACUGGUGUUUUGCGGGUACUAUUUAAUUAAGCUGCCAGUUGAGGACCUGUGAGGCGUCUGUUUAUCAAACUAGACACUAAUGUAUUUGUCCUCUUGCUCAGUUGUGCACCAGGGCCUCCCACUCCUCUUUCUAUUCUGGUUAGAGCCAGUUUGCGCUGUUCUGUGAAGGGAGUAGUACACAGCGUUGUACGAGAUCUUCAGUUUCUUGGCAAUUUCUCGCAUGGAAUGGCCUUCAUUUCUCAGAACAAGAAUAGACUGACGGGUUUCAGAAGAAAGUUAUUUGUUUAUGGCCAUUUUGAGCCUGUAAUCGAACCCACAAUUGCUGAUGCUACAGAUACUCAACCAGUCUCAAGAAGGCCAGUUUUAUUGCUUCUUUAAUCAGCACAACAGUUUUCAGCUGUGCUAACAUAAUUGCAAAAGGGUUUUCUAAUGAUCAAUUAGCCUUUUAAAAUGAUAAACUUGGAUUUGCAAACACAACGUGCCAUUAGAACACAGGACUGAUGGUUGCUGAUAAUGGGCCUCUGUACGCCUAUGUAGAUAUUCCAUUAAAAAUCAGCCGUUUCCAGCUACAAUUGCCAUUUACAACAUUAACAAUGUCUACACUGUAUUUCUGAUCAAUUUGAUCUUAUUUUAAUGGACAAAAAAAUUGCUUUUCUUUCGAAAACAAGGACAUUUCUAAGUGACCCCAAACUUUUGAACAGUAGUGUAUAUUGCCUCUGUAAUGUUGCUUCUGAAUAGCCUGUUCUGUCCUAUAUGAAGUGACUGAGGACCAUAUAUGUUAUUGACUUUCAAGACUACACAAAUACAAGGGCACAAGAAACAUGCGGAGCAGGGAGGGUGGGAACAUUUUACAACCGAUUGGCAAUGACCGUGUGUUUCCUGUGCGUGGUAGGACCCUCGUCUGGGGACAGCUUCCUUCUCCAUGUUUGGUUCUCUGGGAGCAGCAGUGCAGGUGGUCCUCAUCCUCUAUCUGAUGGUGUCGUCUGUGGUGGGCUUCUACAGCUCUCCUCUCUUCACUUCCCUACUGCCCCGCACUCAGGACACCAACCUCACACAGAUCAUUGGGAACUGUGUAUCUCUCCUGGUCCUCAGCUCAGCACUGCCCGUCUUCUCCCGAACUCUGGGUAAGAGCUCUCCCUGUUCCCCUGGUUGAGUUUCUAUAUUCUUGUCUCAUAUGGUUGAACAAAAAGCGAUGCAUUGCUUACUGUUAUUAGACAGGGCUUCAGGUUGUAUUAUAAUUUCUGACCAGAAGAGGGCGUGUGAAUACAGUCAAUCACUAUGAACACUGUGUGACCUUGACCAUGUUCAAGUACUGCACUUCACAAAUACACCCUUGCCAGUCAGAGGAUCUGAACGUUAUCGAUCCAUUGGGGGGAAAUGAAGAUAUGAGGAGUAAAGCAGUUUAUAGACCGUCAAACCUAAUCACAUAUUCUAUCUGCUCUUCAGGAAUCACACGGUUUGACCUUCUGGGAGACUUUGGGAGGUAUAACUGGCUGGGGAACUUCCACAUAGUGUUCCUGUACAACAUUCUGUUCGCUGGCCUCACCUCUGCCUGCCUCAUCAACACUCUCACCUGGACUGUGCAGAGAGAACUCAUACGCGCCUUUGGUACUAUUUUAUUUUAUGUUACCUUUAUUUAACUAGGCAAGUCAGUUAAGAACAAAUUCUUAUUUACAAUGACGGCCUACCCCGGCCAAACCCGGACGAUGCUGGGCCAAUUGUGCGCCGCCCUAUGGGAACUUUGGUACUUGCAUCAGUCAAUCCAUCAAAUGUAUUGCUAAAGCCCCUUUAUACAUUAAACAGUGCUUGACAGUAAGAUAUGUCUAUGGACCUGUUACCUGCCUUUCUAUAUGUUGGUUUGUUUAUGUUUUUUUCAAAAUAAUAAGGCUUUUAUGUAACUUAACAUCUUUCAAUUUAAAGGGAUGUUCCACUCCAAAUACAACCUUACAUGAUUUGUCCAGUUACCUUGGCUGCAGGCGAAUCCCCUAAUCAGCUAUUGAAUAUGUAUAUUACUUACUUGGGUAUUUGAAUAGUCAUAUUGUGUUACUUUCAUUAUGCAGCAGAAGGGCUGUGCUAACUGCCAAUGGUCAGGGUGUUUUCAGAGUGACUCUACUGUGAACUAGCUAGCAAGGUGUUCUCUUCCCAGCUCUGGGCCUGGCCAUGUUUCCCAAUGGGCUGGUCUCCUUUCCUCAGAUAGAAAGGCCUAUACAAUUCUCUCAGGAAAGUGAGAGGGGAGUAGGAGUCCCCUAGGGGCCUGGCCGCUGGGCCCCCUGCCUCACACACACACACACUCCGGAGCCACACACACACACACACACACGCUUUGCCCCUCUGCCCAACAAAAACAACAGUUCGGAGUGUAGAGCCAUGGACACACGCACCCCACUUACUCACAACGUAGACAGCAUCUCUCCUCUCCUUUCCCGCUACCACCCCAACUGCUUUUGUUCUGUUCUGUGAUUGAUGGACUUAAUUUGCACCCAAACUUGCCUUUUUAAUGUUUCUCCCCCACACAUGCUAUCCCUAUCUUUCCUUCACUCACUGUCUUUCUCUCUUGCUCUUUCACUCCUGCUUUGUCUCACUCUGUCUGUGUGUGCGUGUGUUUCGGCGGUAAAUGUGCCAUGUCGUUAUAACUUUUUAACCGUAUGUGUUUUAUGUCUCUGCAGGUCUCCACAAACUGCCUCUGACCGUGUCCCGCACCACCAUCCCCCUCAAGCUCCUCCUGGCUAAUGGCCUGUCAAAGAUCCAGUGACUGACAUUCCCUUGACCAAUCAACCAUCAUCUCUAACACCCGACCGGGACCUAAGCCUCCUGAAGAGCAUUCCCAUUGGAACAAUGUCACCUUGUCUUCAGUCCUCCAGCCUAUCGGUGUCUGGAUCACCAGAAUGAAAAGACAGAAGUGGAGGAUUAGAAGUGCAGUUUGGCCAAUGGUGCAGUAAAGUGCUGCUCACUGACUAAUCACCAAUCGAUACAAGUUGACCUGGGGAACCAACUUAAACUGUGUCUCAGACUACAAUACUGGGGUUAUAUUGGAAUCAUUGUGCACAGUAAUCUGAGCCAAAAACGAUAUGUUCUGGAACUAAUGAAAGAUUCUGGAACUGAAAAAGGGAUCUAAUCUGUAUCAGGGUUCUUGUUGACAUUGUGACAUCAUACAGCACAUCCUGGAUGUCCUAAUGCCUUGUGAGAAACUCUGUGGGUUUGAGAGGUUGAGGUGGGACUGAUUUACUUUACUCUUUGGACACACGUGUAAAAGUCAGUAAAGCUAUUUUGGAACAUUACGUUGUGACUGACUGACAUUUCCUUUUCCUGCUCUGGGGUUGAGCAUUUGAGUUGUCUCUCGUUCGCUGCCGCCUUCCCCUCUCUGUCAUGUUAGACCACUGUUUUUGGGCCUCACUCAUCCUGUGAAUCCCACUUCCAUGUAUUUAAGAUGUCUUGUCUGUCUGUAAUGGUGUUGUGUUUGUUAAUGAGAGGAGGAUGUUUUAAAAUUAGGGUAGAGGGAUUACUCACUCUAUUCUACAUGCAUUGACCUUCAUAUAGGGGAGGAAGAGAAGGGGACAGGACAGGGUUGUGUUCAUUAGGUUACGUUUGAAAGCUUUUUGCAACAGAAAACAAAGUUAACGUUUCAGUCAGUUUUCUUCCAUGUGGUGCCUAAUGAACAUGACCCAUGACUUGUUUUUAAACUCAUCACUUGUAAUUAAUGAACGAUGUAUGAUAAGAUACCUGAACAUACAUAUUUUUUUUUAAAGGGGAGGUUGUGUCAUCUUUGAUAUUGUGUUAUUGGUCGUAUAAUGGCAUUUCUGUUUACUUAAAAUAACACUUUUUCAUGGGUUUCUACCCCCCUGAAGAGGAGCGUCCUAAAUGCAAAGUGACGCUUACUAGUUUUGGGUGUCCUGCCUUGGACCAAUCAUACUGUGAAUUGUUUAAACGUUUGUUAAUAUAAACUAAGUGCAAUACUGUUUACUGUCCACUGCCAAUUCCAGUAGUUUUUUUUUCUGUUCAUUUUGAUAUUAGAAUAAUGUAAAUUAUCUCUGUUGCUUUGUUUUUAUUUGUGUCAUGGUUCUCCUUUGCUGUAUCAGCAUGUUAAGUUGUAGUAGGAUUCUUAUUCUUAUUAUUAGCCGAUAGUCAGACAGUUCUGUUCCAUUCAUCGCCAGCAGGGGGCAGGGUCUCCCAAAUUCACCAAACUCACCUGGCAGCCUGCUGAACGUUUACCAUAAGUUCUGUUAUCACUGGUCAGUCAUUAAAGUUUACUCAUUUCAC
Messenger RNA from Coregonus sp. 'balchen', 26941 nucleotides. The record is from the annotation of a GenBank genome assembly. Lineage: Eukaryota; Metazoa; Chordata; Actinopteri; Salmoniformes; Salmonidae.